Molecule: messenger RNA, 961 nt
Organism: Brassica napus (rape)
Lineage: Eukaryota; Viridiplantae; Streptophyta; Magnoliopsida; Brassicales; Brassicaceae
Product: pectinesterase inhibitor 7-like
Exons: 1
Coding region: 192-797 (201 amino acids)
Biological process (GO): negative regulation of catalytic activity
Molecular function (GO): enzyme inhibitor activity
Source: RefSeq, a predicted model, not a curated record
CAAACUUUUCCAGCUUAUCCUCUCUUAUUGAUAUCCCUCAUUGCUUCACAUUUAUUAACUUUUCAACUAACUCCAGCUUUUGCUCUAGAUUUUUUUUUUAUGUAUCUGGAACAUUCUUUAAUCCUCCCUCUCUAUAAAUCCCUGAACCCUUUUGCUGCUACUCUCACUCAUAGCUGUUAAAGGAACCUAAAAUGGCGAAAGUUUUAGAUCUUUCUCUGGUUCUCUUUGUUCUGUGUGUGUCCACUGCAGCAAUAGCCAUGGCAAGAAACCUUGGAGAGGAAUCUAGUGAUGAUACUGAGUUCAUCAAAUCCUCUUGUGAGAUAGCAACGUACCCGGAACUAUGUUUUCAGUCUCUGUCUUCUUACGCAAGCGAGAUCAAGAAGCGGCCCCUUCAGCUCGCCGAGACAGCGCUUGCCGUUAGCAUGGCCCGAGCGAAGUCAGCCAAAACAUAUAUCUCGGACAUGACUGACUACAAAGGAAUCACAAAGAGGCAGCACGAGGCCGUGUUGGACUGUGUUGAAGAGAUGGGAGAUACUGUUGAUAGGUUGAGCAAGUCGCUGAAGGAGUUGAAGAAUCUGGAGGAAGGAGAGAGCAAAGAAGACUUCUGGUUCUGUUUGAGCAAUGUCCGGACGUGGACAAGCGCGGCGCUGACAGAUGAGACCACGUGUCUUGAUGGGUUUGGAGGGAAAGGCAUGGAUGGGGAGCUGAAAAGCUUAGUCAGAGCACACAUUGUGCGUGUGGCGCAAGAUACCAGCAAUGCCUUGGCUUUGAUCAAUGUCUAUGCUUCCAAGCAUUGAAUAUAUUGCAACGGUUUGGUCAUGAGGACUUGAGCUUUUUAUACUUUUGGAUUUGGUUUGUAUUGUGUUUUCAAGAAAUGUGUUUUGGUUUGGUUCUGAGUCAUAUCAGUUUCUCUUGCCACAUUGUUAUAUCAUCUACGGUCUAUAUAGUUUGAAGCUUUUCA